Pungitius pungitius (ninespine stickleback) is the source of this 2845-nucleotide messenger RNA. It is a transcript of the gene zgpat, whose product is annotated as zinc finger, CCCH-type with G patch domain. Lineage: Eukaryota; Metazoa; Chordata; Actinopteri; Perciformes; Gasterosteidae. Gene Ontology annotation, cellular component: nucleus. The transcript is spliced from 7 exons. The coding region runs from base 258 to 1841 and encodes 527 amino acids. The record is from RefSeq and is a predicted model, not a curated record. Gene Ontology annotation, biological process: negative regulation of transcription by RNA polymerase II. Gene Ontology annotation, molecular function: DNA-binding transcription repressor activity, RNA polymerase II-specific; metal ion binding; RNA polymerase II cis-regulatory region sequence-specific DNA binding.
UGUUAGCUUGAUACCAGACCGGUUACGGUGGUAUUCGACUGGGAGAAUUUAGAUUUGAAAUUACUACAUUUCGCAACACAUGUUUUCAUGGCUGUCACCUUUUUCGUUGGUGCAGUGGAGAUCAGCCCGCUGGGCUAAUUACAAAGAUCGUACCAAAAAUAUGACUCCAGGGAAGGAUCUUGUGUGAUAAUACGUGAUAAGGUGUCUCGGAGGCUUGAUGCUGCGCCUUCCUGUCCAGCCCCGCGCCCAGUGUCAUCAUGGAUGAAGAAACCCUUGAGGCAGCCAUCAGUACCUAUGGCGCCCAGUUGCAGCAGGUGGAGGCAGCCCUGUCAGCUGGCCUGGAUCCUUCCCAUCAGUCAGACCUGCUCAAACUGAAAGACGACCUGCGUCAGCUGAUCGAGCUCACCGAGUCCAGCCUGGUGUCUGUCAAGAAGAGUCAACUUCUGGCCAGCCUUGAGGGGGACUAUGGACUGCAGGCAAACACCUCCGAGGCGGCAGCUGACACAAACGGUGCAAACGGUGGUUUGGACGGUGAGAUGGCUGCUUUCUACUCCAAGCUCGGGGAGUCAUCAGGUAGUAGCUCUGAUCCGAGAGACAGGGACAAUGGGGAGGAUGAUGGGGUAGAGUAUGACGAAGAGGAGGAGGAAGAAGAAGAAUAUGAAGAUGCCCUCAGUGGUACGAAAGUCAGAGCGCCCUACCGGACAACAUGGGGGACAUUAGAGUAUCACAAUGCCAUGGUGGUGGGGGCAGAACCGUCGGAUGGAGAAGAGGCAAAAGUAAGAGUGCUCUACGUCUGUCCCACCCAGAAGUCUAUGAAACCCUGCCCAUACCACCUGGAGGACAAAUGCCGCUUCCUGGAGAAUUGCAGGUUUUCCCAUGGCGAGGUGGUGUAUGUGUCGGAGCUCAGAGAGUUCCUUGAGUUUGACCUCAGUAACCUUGAAGAUGGCUCCUGCUGCUUGGCUCGACAUGAGGACGGCAUCUGGUACCCGGCCAGAAUCAAAGAUAUUGACAGUGGUUUCUACACUGUGAAAUUUGACUCGGUGCUGCUGAAAGAUGUUGUGGUAGAGGCCGACUGCAUUAUCCCACCUCUGAGGGAAGACGACCCGCUCUCGUCGGAUUCUGACCUGGACGAUACUGGAGAUGGACAUUUGGGUUUUGCAAAAGUUAUGGACACCGGUGUGGAAUCCACAGAAACAGUAAACACUGCAAAUUUUGGUGGCUGGGAAGCACAUACCAGAGGCAUCGGAUCCAAGCUCAUGCUCAAAAUGGGAUAUGAAUAUGGGAAAGGCUUGGGGAAGAUGCAGGAGGGCCGAGUGGAGCCAGUCAUGGCGGUGGUCCUCCCCAAACGCAAGUCUCUGGACCAGUGUGCCGAGCUCACCCAGAGACGCACCCAGAGCAAGGUCUCCGGAGACGGCACCCUGAAGGGCCGCCGAAAGAGACGCAGGAAGCCUCGGGUCGCCACCGGAGGGCGCCGCACCGUCUUUGACUUUCUCAACCAGAAGCUCGAGGGCAAGAGCACUGCCCCCACCAAGGAGGGGGCCGCCGCUGCUGCUGCGGGGGCAACAGGGGUGGAAGCUUACAGGGGGGGGAAAAGCACCAAGAGGACUCUGAAUGUGAAGGUGUUCCAGGCUGCGGAGAGGGUGUCCCAGACCGAGAGGGAGAUCCAGAAACUGACCGACACACUCAGCAGACAGACGGGCCGGGACUCGUCCAGAGUGAAGCAGCUGGAGGAGAAGCUGUCGGCGGCUCGGCGGCUGCUGGCCCAGCAGAAAGCCCACGAGCUGUCCAUCCAGAGCGAGCACAGGAAGGCCGACACGCACAAGAAGAUGACCGAGUUUUAAGAUCGCUUCUCUCAUGAGAUUCUGAGGAUGAAGAGGAGCUCUGCCUGCCUGAAAUGAACUUUUGGCCCUUGCCUGUUGUCAGUUUUUUGCCAUAUACUUUUUUGCAUUAUCUCUCGCGUCAACUUGGCUGUUAUGCCCGUUGUUUGCUGAACUUCAUUUCUGCUUCUCAUUAUAAAGAAUUCGAGGACUGUGCAGUUUUAUUUUGGUGUUGUUGGGUUACUUAUUGAACACUUACACUCUACAACAAUGUUCCAAACUACUUUUUAUUUGUGAUGAGCAUUUUGUGUUUUUCUUCAUCAGGGCUAAAAUCCUUGUGUAUGCUUGUGUCCCUGUGCAUUGAUUCAUUUCAUUCUUUUCUAACUCUACUCCAAAGUUUUGUGUUUCCCAUCCACCAAAUCUCUGAUGUGUUCUUCGUUUUUACUUUUCAGAGAGAGCUUUUAAUAAUUCUAGCGUACGGCUGCUCCAGUCUACCUUUCACUGCAUUUCGGACUGACUUUCAAAUUGCAACCCCAGGGGUUGGGAGACCUGUACUCAGUUUUGAAGUGAAACCCCUCCAUUUGCCCACGCCUCUUACCGGCUUACACAGAGCAUCUUUGAAGCAACGACCAUCACCCCUCUAUUAAAUAAUGAAUUUGGAGAGCACCUUGUCAGACACACAUUGUCUGUAGGCGGUAUGUGGGUUGAGUGGAGACUGCAUCCAUCUUUGGGUUGAGAUGUUAGAUUAGGUCAUGCUUAUGAACAAUUUCAUUUUUUUAUGCAAUGCAGCAUAAAACACAAAUACUGUAUUUGUUCUUUAAAUAAAAAGGCCUUUCUGAAGAAUCGGUAAGGUGGACAUUUAAAGUUCAAUGUGACCCUGAGUCCAUAAAAUAAAGUUUGACAACUGGUGACCAUCCGCAUUAUUCCCCAAGGGGAAAGCGAUAGUGAAUAGCUCAUGUUGAAGCUGGGAGAUACUGCACUCUGUAAAACCCCCCUGAGGUCCCCGGGUGGACCGCACAUACUUGGUG